Messenger RNA from Paramecium pentaurelia, 1215 nucleotides. The record is from the annotation of a GenBank genome assembly. Lineage: Eukaryota; Ciliophora; Oligohymenophorea; Peniculida; Parameciidae.
AUGUUUAUUUAUUUAUAAUUAAUUUUCACUCUAACUAGAACUUUAAUCGUUUAGAAUGAUGUGACUUCCUUCUAUUAAGAUUUGAUCCAAUAGAAAAUAUCAUUUUUAUGUGAAUCUGGAUCUUUGGCGUUUGUUAAUGGAUUUUACACUUAUUAGAUAUUUCUGAAAGAAAAUCAUUAGGAUUAUACAAAAUUUACAGACGACGAUCAGUUAUGGGUAAUGUUAACCAAUAAUGGUUGCUCAUCUAUUUUGCAUGCAUAUUAUAAAUAUGGCCCAUUCACUUUUUCAAAUGGACAACUUGACUUACAUCCUAACUCUUAUAAUAAAUUAGUAAAUUUAUUGUACAUUGAUUAACCCUUUGGAGUAGGAUUUUCUGAGGGAAGUGGAGAAUAGAACAACCAUGCUAUAUAUAUUUUGGAGUUCAUUCAAGAAUUUUUAAUGAAUAAAGGAAUAGCUGAUAUGAAAAUAAUGUUUUACGGAAAAGAAUAUGUGUCAUCAUUAUUUCCACAAAUUAUUGAAAAUUCUUAAGGUUAUAAUCUAAAAAUUGAAGGUUUCAUUCUUGAAAAUGCAUGGGUAAGUCCAAUUCAUUAGAUUGGAUAUUAUGGAUCCUUUUUGUAUCAAUUAGGCCUGAUAGAUGAUCAAAGAAGAGACGAAAUCUAUUAUAAUACAACGGAAAUUUAAGUGUAAUUAUUGAAUUAGAAUUUUACAAAUAUCACUUAACUGAAAUUAUUAGUAAAUCAAAGUCAAAGUGAACUAAAAUUAAUAAAGAAAAAAACAUAAAACAAUAUAAAGGAUAUUAUUUAAUUUAUAAAUAAUCAUUCAUUUGAAUUAUAUUAAAUUUAAAUAGGAGACGAAUUUAAGUUAUGUAAUGAGAUUUAGCAUGAAAAGGCUUAAUAAUUACUACUACAUUCCACCUUAAAUGAAAUAGAAAUGAUAUUAAAUAAAUAAAAAUAAGUUAUUGUUUUAGUAAGACAAAUAUAAUUUACAGUUACAACUCCCGGUGUUGUUACUUGGGUAAAUUAAUUGCGAUGGUAGCAUAUAAUGAAAUGGAGAAUGAGUGAGAAAAAGAUAGUUUAGGAAGAAAAUUAUGAUAAAGUAUAGAAUAUUACAAAAAAUAAAACAGUUGGGUAUAUCAAGUAAUUUGAUAAAUUAAAAUAUAUUGUCGCUUACGAUGAGUUAUUCAAAUUAUUGAAAUAAAUUAUUAUUGAUAAUUGA